Knipowitschia caucasica is the source of this 618-nucleotide messenger RNA. The record is from the annotation of a GenBank genome assembly. Lineage: Eukaryota; Metazoa; Chordata; Actinopteri; Gobiiformes; Gobiidae.
AUGGAGCUUAUGGAUCUGACCUCUGCUAAUCUCACAAACUCAACUGGACCUCCAGCUCAGUUCCUCUGGAGCGCGAGGGCUCUGGUCCCAGCAGUCAUCUUGUCUGUGUGUUUCCUGGUGGGAUUUCCUGGAAAUGUAGCUGUUCCAAUCCUCAGACCCAACUGGCAGCAGCUGACCCAACUGACCCAGUAUCUGAUGGUGAACCUGGCCUUGUCCGACCUGCUAUACUUGGUCACUCUGCCUAAUCUACACGUCUCUGUCAAAAUGCAGCAGCUGAACCUGACCUCCACACAGAGCCACAAACAGUUGGGAGCAGAGGCGCUGGUCCCAGCAGUCAUCAUGUCUGUGUGUUUCCUGGUGGGAUUCCCUGGAAAUGUAGCCGCUUUAUUCCUGAGACCGAACUGGCAGCAGCUGUCCACACUGACCCAGUGUCUGAUGGUGAACCUGGUCACCAUCUACAGCAGUGUACUGACCGUCACUGCUCUGAGUGUCCAGCGCUACAUGCAGGUGGUUCACCCACACAGAAGUCUCCAGUUCAGGAAGACGCCCUUGGCUCUGAUGUGGCUCAUGUCGAUGGUCCUCUCCAUCCCAACAAAGAUUGAUAAGAUAGAGGGCUGA